Molecule: messenger RNA, 3265 nt
Organism: Cebus imitator (Panamanian white-faced capuchin)
Lineage: Eukaryota; Metazoa; Chordata; Mammalia; Primates; Cebidae
Gene: ITGB2
Product: integrin subunit beta 2
Exons: 16
Coding region: 549-2861 (770 amino acids)
Biological process (GO): cell-matrix adhesion; integrin-mediated signaling pathway; cell migration
Cellular component (GO): integrin complex; cell surface; focal adhesion
Molecular function (GO): amyloid-beta binding; integrin binding
Source: RefSeq, a predicted model, not a curated record
AUAGGGGUCUCUCAAACUCCUGGCCUCAGGUGAUCCUCCUGCCUUGGCCUCCCAAAGCAUUGGGAUUACAGGCAUCAGCCACCACGCUGCCUUUUCGUUUUGCAUGUUUGCUCCUGUUCUCCUGUCUUUUGUCAUUGGAUUCAACGUCUGCCAACGGGCGUGUAUGGCUUGACCCGGAUCUGCUGCAGUUUUCUUCUGAAGGCGCUUUCAUGUCUCAGAACCUGAAUGUUAAGAGCUUUGCUUGCCAUGAAGUAGGGUUCUUGUUAGCUGUGUUCAUUUGGUGCCCAGGAGGAAAGGGCGCCCGGCCCCCGAGGGGUUCUCUGGGGAAGGACGACCCAGUCCCCCGGCCCUCCCCCCUCCACCCCCUCCCUGUGCAGGGAACUUGGUGACACGCCCCACUUCCUGCAGCUGGGCCGAGGUUGCACCAGUGCUUCCCUCGUGGGGCAGGGUUGAGGUCAAGGGUGACUGAUGCAAGGUUCUGCAAGGCCUGCGAGACUGUAGAUUCCUCAGCAGCCUCAGCUUUGGGUUUUGCCUCUUAGAUCUUGGACAUGCUGGGCCUGUGCCCCCCCCGACUGCUCGCCCUGGUAGGGCUGCUCUUCCUGGGGUGUGUCCUCUCUCAGGAGUGCACCAAGUUCAAGGUCAGCACCUGCCGUGACUGCAUCGAGUCAGGGCCCGGCUGCGCCUGGUGCCAGAAGCUGAACUUCACCGGGCCAGGGGAUCCUGACUCCAUUCGCUGCGACACCCGAGCGCAGCUGCUCAUGAGGGGCUGUGAGGCUGAUGACAUCAUGGACCCCAGGAGCCUCGCGGAAACCCUGGAAGACCGUGAUGGGCGCCGGAAGCAGCUGACCCCACAAAAAGUGACACUUUACCUGCGACCAGGCCAGGCAGCAGCAUUCAAUGUGACCUUCCGGCGGGCCAAGGGCUACCCCAUCGACCUGUACUACCUGAUGGACCUCUCCUACUCCAUGCUCGAUGACCUCAGGAACGUCAAGAAGCUGGGCGGCGACCUGCUCCAGGCCCUCAAUGAGAUCACGGAGUCUGGCCGCAUCGGCUUCGGGUCCUUUGUGGACAAGACCGUGUUGCCGUUCGUGAACACGCACCCCGAGAAGCUGCGGAACCCCUGCCCCAACAAGGAGAAAGAGUGCCAGGCCCCAUUUGCCUUCAGGCACGUGCUGAAGCUGACCAACAACUCCAACCAGUUUCAGACAGAGGUCGGGAAGCAGCUGAUUUCAGGAAACCUGGAUGCGCCUGAGGGCGGGCUGGACGCCAUGAUGCAGGUCGCCGCCUGCCCGGAGGAAAUCGGCUGGCGCAACGUCACGCGGCUGCUGGUGUUUGCCACCGACGACGGCUUCCACUUUGCCGGCGACGGGAAGCUGGGCGCCAUCCUGACCCCCAACGAUGGCCGCUGUCACCUGGAGGACAACAUGUACAAGAGCAGCAACGCGUUUGACUACCCAUCUGUGGGCCAGCUGGCACACAAGCUGGCCGAAAGCAACAUCCAGCCCAUCUUCGCGGUGACCAAGAGGAUGGUGAAGACCUACGAGAAACUCACCGAGAUCAUCCCCAAGUCAGCCGUGGGGGAGCUGUCCGAGGACUCCAGCAAUGUGGUUCAGCUCAUUAAGAACGCCUACAACAAACUCUCCUCCAGGGUCUUCCUGGAGCACAACGCCCUCCCUGACACUCUGAAAGUCACCUAUGACUCCUUCUGCAGCGAUGGAGUGACCAACAGGAACCAGCCCAGAGGGGACUGCGACCGUGUGCAGAUCAACGUCCCGAUCACCUUCCAGGUGAAGGUCACGGCCACAGAGUGCAUCCCAGAGCAGUCGUUUGUCAUCCGGGCACUGGGCUUCACGGACACCGUGACCGUGCGAGUCCUUCCCCAGUGUGAGUGUCGGUGCCGGGACCAGAGCAGGGACCGCAGCCUCUGCCAUGGCAAGGGCUCCUUGGAGUGUGGCAUCUGCAGGUGUGACGCUGGCUACAUUGGGAAAAACUGUGAGUGCCAGACGCAGGGCCGGAGCAGCCAGGAGCUGGAGGGAAGCUGCCGGAAGGACAACAGCUCGCUGGUGUGCUCGGGGCUGGGGGACUGCAUCUGUGGGCAGUGCCUGUGCCACACCAGUGACGUCCCUGGCAAGCAGAUCUACGGGCAGUUCUGCGAGUGUGACACUGUCAGCUGUGAGCGCCACAAUGGCCAGGUCUGCGGCGGCCCGGGGAGGGGGGUCUGCUUCUGUGGCCAGUGCCGCUGCCUCCCGGGCUUCGAGGGCUCAGCCUGCCAGUGCGAGAGGACCACCCAGGGCUGCCUGAACCAGAACCAGGUGGAGUGCAGCGGCCGUGGCCGGUGCCUUUGCAACGUGUGUGUGUGCGACGGAGACUACCAGCCACCUCUGUGCCAGGAGUGCCCCGUCUGCUCCUCGCCCUGUGGCAAAUACAUCUCCUGUGCCGAGUGCCUGAAGUUCAACAAGGGUCCCUUUGGGAAGAACUGCAGUGUGGCAUGUUCAGGCCUGCAGCUUCGGGACAAGCCCGUGAAGGGCAAGGCCUGCAAGGAGAGGGACUCGGAGGGCUGCUGGGUGAGCUACAUGCUGGAGCAGCAGGACGGGAUGAACCGUUAUCUCAUCUACGUGGACGAGAGCCGAGAAUGUGUUGCGGGCCCCAACAUCGCCGCCAUUGUAGGGGGCACUGUGGCGGGCAUCGUGCUGAUUGGCGUCCUCCUGCUGGUCAUCUGGAAGGCUCUGACCCACCUGAGUGACCUCCGGGAGUACAGGCGCUUUGAGAAGGAGAAGCUCAAGUCCCAGUGGAACAACGAUAAUCCGCUUUUUAAGAGCGCCACCACAACGGUCAUGAACCCGAAGUUUGCUGAGAGUUAGGAGCACUUGGUGACAAAAAGACCGUCGGGACCCACCAUGACUCCCCCAUUAUGUGGCCGAGACACGGCUUUCGACAGCUCUUGAGGAUAUCACCCAUUAACCAGAAAUCCACUGUUAUUUUCUGCCCUCAAAAUGGCAGGCAUGGCCAGAUGCUUACAAGGGAAAAUCAGAAGGGACAGCUCCGACCUGCACAGUCUUUGCUUGGAGACUUGAGAAGGGAGGGCUUGAGGCUAGUGAGUUUAGGUGUGUGCUCCCCGUGCAAGUCAGGACAGCAGUCUAAUUAAAGGUGGUGCCAAUUUAUUUACAUUUAAACUUGUCAGGGUAAAAAACGACAUCCUAUAAAUUAUAUUGCUAAUCAACCAUAUGUAUGGAAAAAAAAUAAAACUUCAAUACAGGCUGUCCAU